Messenger RNA from Argiope bruennichi, 3682 nucleotides. Its product is annotated as sodium-coupled neutral amino acid transporter 7-like. NCBI's taxonomy places the organism in Eukaryota, Metazoa, Arthropoda, Arachnida, Araneae, Araneidae. Gene Ontology annotation, molecular function: amino acid transmembrane transporter activity. The record is from RefSeq and is a predicted model, not a curated record. Bases 811 to 2289 code for a protein of 492 amino acids. Gene Ontology annotation, biological process: amino acid transmembrane transport. The transcript is spliced from 9 exons.
AUCUGACAAACUGGGUUUCACAGACAAUUUAUGAAAGAUGCGUUUUGUCCCGAGUGAAGUAUUUUUCACUGUCUACAAUUUCAAAAUCGACCAAAAAUUGCGCUAAGCAUCUACUUAUACGAAAACGAGGUUGGAUAACACGUGAUAGUAUGGGCCCUCCUCCCCCCGCCAAGUUUGAAGGUUAACGUAAACAAGGCCGAUGAAGCACGUGGUCCGGUGACUUCGUUUCUGCCCGAACGGGGCCGUUCUGACGUCACUUUCAGUAAAAAAGGCAGAUGCAGACUGUUUCUUCCAGGAGUCAGCUGUGAGAGUGUUUUGGAGGCGGAAAAAAUAGGACGAUCUCGAGGCGAUCGAAUAAGCUGUGUUCUAAUGACUUCGUAGCUUAAAAACGUGAAUCCACACAUUAAAAAAAAAGCUUUGCUUUUUGGAACUUUUAACAAAGUACGUUGGCAUAUCAAAUAAAAAUUGAAGAGCUGUGUUUACUCGAAGAGAGAUGUAGUAUCUGAGAACUUUGUGGAAUUAGAAAAAAAAAACAAAACAAAAUACUCAUAUAUUAAUUUUUUAGAACAGCUGCACAUUUCAACUGAACAUUCAUAAAAUAAAUUUUACUGCUUUUGUUCAAAUUUCGAAGGUGAAGCUGUUAAGAACGAAAUUGAUUAUUAAAUCGUCAAAAAACUGAUAUGUUUUUUUUUUAAGAAGUUACAAAAGUGAAAAAAUAACAAAACAAUUGGAUAUUUUUGUUGAAGUUUAGUAUAAUGAGAUUCUUGCUAAUUGGUGUGAAUUGAGUUGUGAAAAAGUAAUAGAUCGAAGAUGUCUAGUUCAGAUCUGAACACUAGUCUUUUGUGGCAGACCCUCUCUAAGGACGUUUACACUCAUAACAGAAUAGAAAAGGGAUUCCCCCCAGAUGUCAUCUCGGAAGUCCAUGAGAGCAUGAUGGAAUCGCAACCCCUUCUGAUGUCUGCCAGCCAACAGACGAAAAAGGUGAAACAGAAAGAAGGUGCUAGCUGGCUGACGGCCUCUUUCUUGCUGGUGAACACUGCCCUGGGAGUUGGUAUCCUCAACUUCCCUGCUGCCUAUGACCAAGCGGGAGGCAUUUUCUAUGCAACGCUCAUACAAGGGAUCAUGGUGACACUGAUGCUGUCGACGAUGUUGAUCCUGGCCUAUUGUUCUGACCUGAAUGGCGAUAUGACGUACCACGACGUUCUGCUGUCCAUGUGCGGUAAGAAGGGACAGCAACUGGCCGCAGUCUCUAUCACCCUUACUCUUUACUGUGUCUGCAUCGCAACACUCAUCGUCAUUGGGGACCAGAUAGACAACCUGUUCUAUACCAUCUUCGGUCCUGGGUUCUGCGAACGCUUCUAUUUGCGUCGCACGUUUACCAUCUCUGUGAUAGCCAUCAUCUUUAUCCUGCCCACUUGUUUCUGCAAGAGGGUUGACUUUUUGGGAUAUAUAGGAUCUAUAGGUAUUUUCGCCAUGCUGUAUCCUGUGUUUUUAACUGUAUAUGGAUAUUUCAAAUUAUCUCCCAAAGAUGUUAUAAUUAAAACAAAACCGGAUGACUUGUCCGAAAUGUUUGCCAUGUUUCCUGUCCUAGGAUUAGGAUAUCAGUGCCAAGAAGUGGUAGUGCCUGUGUAUUCCUGUAUGCGGGAGCGCAAUCUCUGCAAUUUUGUCAAGUCCAGCGUGUUGUCGAUGGCAGUACUGUUCGUCUUAUACUCCAUAACGGGCUGUUUCGGCUACCUGACAUUCGGUUCCCACGUCGCCCACAACGUCAUGAAGAUGUACGACGCCGGUGAUGGCUUCGUUAUGGUGGGUGUGAUAGCACUCAUUGUUAAGAUGAUCGCUACCUACCCUAUCCUUGCACUCUGUGGAAGGGAUGCAGCUGCAGGUAUAUAUGCCGAGUUACGUGGUUUGAAACCAUCCGAGUUCGCAGCCACCGAGAGGACGCGUCGCUAUGUGGUAGCCGCACUGUGGUUCACAAGCUCCCUCCUCUUAGCCGUCCUCACUGAAAGCAUAGGGGUGGUCUUCAAAUAUCUCGGAUCUGUUGCGUCUGCCAAUAUUUUCGUCUACCCAGGUAUCUGUCUUUUUCAAAUGGUUAUGAAGCAGGAUCCUGACCUGCAACGAAGGAAGAGUCCGUAUCUAGUCGCCUAUUCCAUCUUCGUCACUGGCGUUGGCGCUUUUUGUGUCGGUGUUGUCCUUUUCGAAGCUAUCCUCAGUCGAGGCCCAGAAACCACCGUCAAUCUCUGCCAUCUACCUGUCAAUGGCACAAUUAACGCAAAUGCUGCUAAAUUAUAAGAUUAUUUGUAAUUGCUUCAGUAGAAAACUGUUCUUCGAGGAUCGUAUAUACAACCCACGGAUAUUUUAACUUGAAGUGCUUUGUGACUUUUCUUCAAUUGAAAGGAAAAUCUCUUGCCCGUACCUGAUAUACUUUUUAUGUAUGAUAGCGAUUUCAUGUUAUUAUAUUUUCUUGUAAAAAAGUGUUUAUGAACUGGCCGCUAUUGUGAUGAUACAAUUACUCAGAAGAUGGAUAGACAGGAGAAAUAAUAAUAUUGGAAAGAAAAAGAAAUACUAAAUAAUUGUAACAAAAGUGUUUUGAUAUAUUAGCCAGUCAACAGUAUCCAGAAAGAUGAAGGACCUUCCAGCCUUGGCAUCUGGGUUUUAUGAAGCUUUAUCAAACAACAGAUCUCUAAAGAGGUCACUGAUGAUUGAUCAGUCGCCUAUAAUCCACUUCAAAAAAAAAAAAACUCACAGCAUCUCUGACGAUAUGUCCAUUUCUCCAUUGCCGAAAUUUUGUGUCAAGACUUCCAAAGAAAAUAAAUUGAAUUACCUGAAGCUCUAAAUGUUCUGUAAACAUCUACACUCCUUUAAGCUGUCAGACAAUGCAAGUUGGGUCAUAAACAAUCCUCUAACAGGUAUUGAAUUAUAAGUUUGACUCUUUGGCAUGGUGAUGAACCACCAGUACCAGUAAACCUAGUUAAUAGAACAGUUUUGGAAAGUAUCUACACAAAGCGAUAAAAUGUGGGCAUCUAUAAACACAGUGUGUUACGGCAUCAUUUAAACCACAUAUCUCUUUCCAAAGAAUCUGCUUUGAUGCAAGUAUUUGAUCGAAGAAAAAAUCGCCAACACCUCUCCGCCUUAACUGGCAUAAAACCAUAUAAAUAUCGAGAGUUGCUCCCUUUUCCCCAUCUUCUAAGUAUUGUUUUUCCAUUUUAACCAAAGGUAUGUACGCAGUUUACAAAAAAAUAUUUUUGUACGUGUGAAAUUACUACGCCAAAUUGAUGUUCUCCUUUGUGUGUAACAACAUUUAUCUCUGUAACUAGACUUUUUUUUUACGACCUAGCUAUUUUUUUAUGAAAUAAUUGUCUUUAUGUAUGAGAAUGAUCGAUUGCCUUUUUUAUGGACUUGUCUUGUAAUCGUAUGAAUGAAUGGAUUCUCUUUAAAUUGUAUAUACCACUAAGCAAUGCAAAUAACAAGAGAUCUCGAUCAACAAUAUUUAAUCUGAAAUAAAAGAAAAAAAUUUUUUAGUGACUAUUAUUCAUUGGUGAAUUUGAUACGGAAAACUGUGUUGUACUGAUGAACUAGACUGUUCGAGUUUAUACUGUGAUUGGCGAGAGAAGUGUUAGAAUUUAUCAAGUGUCUCACAAGAAUAUUACUUCUCGAAUACUGUUAUUACACUCUGACAUGAUUU